CUUCAAUCCAUAGGGUCUUGAUGGUUCUUUAUAGUGAAUGCUACUAGUUGAUGCAAUCAUGGCCAUCAAUAGCCGUAUUUAUGAUGAAGAGAGCCAACAACCCAUGCAGCCCAUCUUGGUAUGCUGGCAUGCCACCCUCUUACGUUCAGGAGGCGCCCAGCCGAUUAUUACUCGGUCAUGACAUGGUGACGCGCAGUACACCGACCUAUAGCUAUACCUAGUAAUAAGCUAUAGGUUGUUAGAGAUUGGCCCUCUUGUUACCGCUAUACGACUUGACGACCUCUAAGAACUUUUGAAGGCUACUAUGUGACCUCAUUCUAUAUAUGAAGAUGCCACCCCCUCUCCUAUAGCCACUAUUUUACAUGGAGUGGCGACAUCCACUACAGAAAGUGACCAAAUGACCGCUUACGUACAUAUUCAUACCAUUAAUGAUACCCAAGCGCUGUUUCGCCAUGACCUUCACCAGAGUUCUACACAGAAAUUCCGAUCCUGGAAGACCACAAAGUGUCGCAGCACGCCCGAGGUUCAAUUCGCAAGUCACCGAAGAUCGACUAAGAGAAAGUGAGACGUUUCCAACCUUCUCCAUGGCCAGCAAGAUUAGAGAAGGUCGACAGUCGAUGUUUAUUGAAGUAGGAUUGUUUGAAGACGAAGAGGAAGGCCAGCAAGAUCAACAAGGCACGACUUCCGAGAGCCACGAAGAGAUUGGACCAAGUGAAAGAAUAGAAUCGACCUCGGAAACGACUUCGCCAGUUGAAAAGAAGACCUCUGAUAGGGAAGAUUCGUCGGGAGGAAAGCCGAAUUGGCUAUCUAAAUUGACACCGAAAAGGCGUCCAAGGAUCAAAACAGCUUCUAGUGCGCUACCUCCCAUGUUUGCAGGGCUAUUUAGGCUCUCGAUGAUCGUUCUACUUAUUGCAAUUGUUCUUCCAACUAUUAGUUUUAAUAAUGGCCGCCAGAAGGUUGAGGUUAGCGGCGCAGACGCAAGAGUGACUAGACCAGCCCGAAGCAUCGUCCUCGAAGACCGUCAGAAUAGUCCUCCUAGUAUCUGUACAAGGUGGGCUGGCCAAAGCGCUCUCAUUAAUGGGACGAUAUACUACUACGGUGGUCGGUCGAAGACUACUGGCGACCAGGAAGCGAAUACAUGGAAUAACCACUUCAUUACCCUCGAUGUUACUAAAUCAUGGGAUAUCAGCUCCCCAGCUCUAACAGGCCUCCCGCAACCAUCCGGCCCCCCAGCCGUGUCGCUCGGUUAUCUUUGGAACGACUUGAAUCGUUUAUAUCUAUACGGAGGCGAAUUUUCCGACAACCCUAUAGCACUACCAUCCACAAUUUCUACAUGGGUGUAUGAUGUUGCUUCUUCGACGUGGACUGAGUUUGAAGACCCUAAAACUUCAGCCGGUAACUUCUCAGAUCCCGAAGGCGUUCCAAUACAACGAGCGGCGGAAGGAGCUGGAAUUUCUGUUCCCGAGCUGGGCGUCAGCUGGUAUUUUGGUGGUCAUCUAGACUGGGCCACUACACCAGGUUGGUCAGACCAGGUCGGUCGUGUUUACCUGAAGAGCUUACUUGAGUUUACGCAUCCUGGCUACGCCAACUCUGGAGUUGACUCACUCCGCUCUUCUGGUGCCCCUACCGGAGGCGCUUUCCGCAACAUCACCUGGGGCGGUAUUCAAAACCAAGAUGGUUUCAGCGAAAGAGCCGACGGUGUUCUCGUAUACGUACCCGGCUGGGGACCUAACGGCAUCCUGCUUGGUCUCGGUGGAGGGGUGGUUGGAGAUAACGAAACAACCGAUGCAUUCUCCUCCAUGAGCACCAUUGACGUGUAUGAUAUCAAAACGAGUACCUGGUACCACCAACAAACAUCAGGUGAAGCACCGCAAGUACGGGUCAAUCCGUGCGCGGUUAUCUAUUCUGCUUCCGACGCCAGCUCAUUCAACAUCUACAUGUACGGCGGACAAAACCUGCUCCCGUACGGCAACCAGACCCAAUACACAGAUAUAUGGAUCCUAACCGUCCCUUCAUUCACCUGGAUCAAAGUCGACACCACCACAAGCACACAACCGCCCGCCAGAGCCGGCCACCAAUGCGCCGCCCGAGACGGCCAAAUGAUCGUAAUAGGCGGCUACGUCGGCACCGAGCUUGCCUGCGACAGUCCCGGCAUCUACACCUUCGACGCCUCAAACCUAAAAUGGAAGACUUCCUUCGACGCAGCCUCGCACCCCGCAAACGCACACGCCGACAACAGCGUCCUCGCCGGCAGCUACGGCUACCAAGUCCCAGGCCUAGUACAAUCAAUAAUCGGCGGGUCCUCCGCGGGCGGUGCAACCGCAACACAACCAGCCUCAGGCCCCGCAACAGACGGGCCGUUCAAAACCGGCACGCCCCCCGUCUUCACCAUCACGCAGGCAGGCAGCACCGCGACGAUAACAAACAGCCCGGGCGCAACUGGCUUAGCCCCCGGGAACACCACCCCGGCGCCGCAAGCGACGAACGGCGGCUUGAUCACCGCGGGUGUGAUCGCGGGCUUUGCCGGGCUCGCGGCGCUGUACCUCGGUUUCUGCGCGUGGCUGUACCGCCGCCAGGUCGCGGCGUAUAAGCGGCACAUGGAGGUCGCGAACCGGUAUUCCGGCGCCACCACUACCGCUGGUGACAAUGAUGACGACGACACCACUAACAACGGCUUCCUAGCCCCAACCAAUCUCCGCGAAAAACUGCGUAAAACCCAGCGCCACAACUCCGAAAACGGGACCGGCGAACGGUUCGGCUGGGUCGGACAGCUCGGCGAGCCGAAGGUGCCGAUGGCUGGGAACGGGGAGGAGCGGAGUCCUGGGACGGGGACGUCGGGGUCGGGGUCGGGGCGGUUGAGGCCGAGUGAGGAUCGGUAUCCGUGGGGGUAUGAUGGGUAUACUGUAGGAGGAGCGAGGGUGAGUCGGUCGAAGAGCAGCGCGACGCGGAGUACGGCGAGUGGGAGCUCGGCGGAGGCGCUGCUGGAUGGGCGGGAGCCGAAUUUUAUUAGUGUUGUGUUGGGCCCGCGGCGGGCUUUGAGGGUUGUUAAUGGGAUGGAGAUGGAGGAGGGUUGAGGUGCUUUUCGUCUCUAUUUCUUUUGUUCGUUUGUGAUGAUAUGCGGGGGGACGCUGGAUGGAUGAAAUGUAUGGGAUAUUGGUUAUACGUAUGAUGAGUUUUUCGCUUGGUUUCGUUGGAUGAUUGUACGAUACCCCCUUUUUAGUUGUAUUCGGAUGGAUUAUAUAUCGU
Messenger RNA from Annulohypoxylon maeteangense, 3246 nucleotides. RefSeq lists its product as uncharacterized. The record is from RefSeq and is a predicted model, not a curated record. Lineage: Eukaryota; Fungi; Ascomycota; Sordariomycetes; Xylariales; Hypoxylaceae. Gene Ontology annotation, molecular function: protein binding. The coding region runs from base 429 to 3074 and encodes 881 amino acids. The transcript has 3 exons.